UGCGCCCUCAAAGGCACGCCACAACCGUGGCCGUAUGACCUAGGGCUCCCAUAGCCACCCGAUCCUGAAGAACACCCCGAUUGUUUCCGUUUGGAGCCGACUUCACCUUUGAGGCUCUUUCCGGUUAAAGUGUUUAGUCGCUAAAAUGGCGCGGGGACCCAAGAAGCACUUGAAGCGCCUUCACGCGCCGAAGUCAUGGAUGUUAGACAAGCUUGGUGGUGUGUUUGCACCCCGACCAAGCACAGGUCCCCACAAGUUGAGGGAGUCUCUCCCCCUUGUCGUCUUCUUGAGGAACCGUCUCAAGUACGCCCUCACAGCUAAUGAUGUCAAGAAGAUCGUCAUGCAGCGUCUGAUCAAGGUUGACAACAAAGUCAGGACCGACCCCAACUUCCCUUCUGGAUUUAUGGAUGUCAUCACCAUUGAGAAGACAAACGAGAACUUCCGGCUGAUCUAUGAUGUGAAGGGCCGUUUCACCGUCCACCGCAUUACAGCUGAUGAGGCUAAGUACAAGCUUUGCAAAGUGAAGCGUGUCCAGGUUGGACCCCGUGGAAUCCCCUUCCUUGUGACCCACGACGGCCGCACCAUUAGGUACCCUGACCCUCUCAUCAAGGUCAACGACACAAUCCAGCUGGACAUUGCCACUUGCAAGAUCCAGGAUAUCAUCAGCUUUGAUUCUGGUAACUUGUGCAUGAUCACUGGAGGCCGUAACUUGGGGCGUGUCGGCACUGUUGUCAACCGUGAGAGACAUCCUGGUUCAUUCGACAUUGUUCACAUCAAGGAUACCCAGGGUCACGUUUUUGCCACACGUUUGAACAACGUUUUCAUCAUUGGUAAGGGCACCAAGACCUACGUAUCCCUGCCCAAGGGUAAGGGAGUUAAGCUUACCAUCUCCGAGGAGAGAGACAAGCGGCUGGCCACCAAGGCCUGAAGUUAAUCUGCUUAAUAAAAAUUGGAAAACCA
Thrips palmi is the source of this 960-nucleotide messenger RNA. RefSeq names its product 40S ribosomal protein S4 (gene RpS4). Lineage: Eukaryota; Metazoa; Arthropoda; Insecta; Thysanoptera; Thripidae. The record is from RefSeq and is a predicted model, not a curated record. Gene Ontology annotation, biological process: translation. Gene Ontology annotation, molecular function: structural constituent of ribosome; RNA binding. Bases 146 to 928 code for a protein of 260 amino acids. Gene Ontology annotation, cellular component: ribosome; cytosolic small ribosomal subunit. The transcript has 6 exons.